Molecule: messenger RNA, 1569 nt
Organism: Sycon ciliatum
Lineage: Eukaryota; Metazoa; Porifera; Calcarea; Leucosolenida; Sycettidae
Exons: 8
Coding region: 122-1435 (437 amino acids)
Molecular function (GO): calcium ion binding; Notch binding
Source: RefSeq, a predicted model, not a curated record
CUGGCCUCCAUUUCUCAGAUUUCCCUAGAAGCCAGAUUAGCAAUUAUUUGCCGUUCUCUUCAAACGAGUCCAUUUUUUUCUCGUCAGGCAGAAGUUGUAGUUCGAGCUCUGAUCCCGGUCAAUGCAAGCUGCCACACAGGGACUGCUGAUCAAUCUCUCGCCUCACAGAAUGCCGCCUCCAUGUUUCAUGCUGGCCGCCAUCAUGUUGCUAGUGGUAACGGCUGUUCCUGCGCUUGGGAACCCGGUUUCCGUUCCAGCCAUGCCAGACAAUCAAGUGCCGCUUGUCACAGCAAGGCCAAGUUGUAUGGUUCGUUGGAUUACCCAGUCCGGUGUGGAGCAGGAGAUGGCGGAGAAGUACGAGGGCAUCUUCAAGAGCAUUGGCAUGAGCGAAACCAAGCUGGUUGAGCUGGACACGGAUGUGCUGGCGUUCCUGAUGGGAAUGACCGACGCUCACGCCACUAUGCUCAAGUCCUGCCUUGACGGUACGAAUCCGUUAUGUGCUGGUGCGUUCGACCCGUGCAACACUGAGGGAGAGUGUGCGUUCAACACUGACAGUCGUUCAUACAUGUGUCAAUGCCAGCCAGGCAGAACGGGACACUAUUGCGAGGAUGAAAUUGAUGAGUGCGGCAGCGAGCCCUGUCAGAAUGGUGGACGCUGUGUGGACGCAUUCAACUCAUUCAGUUGCAACUGUUCAGUUGGCUACGAGGGAGAUCUGUGCCAGACACGCUGGCUCACACUUUCACGAUAUGAUCCAAUCCCAGAAACAUUGAUGCAGUUAUCGUACGCUCUCCAGUCUCUGAAUGCCAGCCUGGAGAAGGAAAAGGCCAAACAAGAAAUACAGUUGUUCAAACUGCAGUCUCUGAACGCCAGCUUGGAGGAGGAAAAAGCCAAAGGGAAAAGCCAAGAAAUCAAGUUGUUGAAACUGCAGUCUCUGAACGCCAGCCUGGAGGAGGAAAAAGCUAAAGUUAAAAGCCAAGGAAUCCAGUUGUUGAAACUGAAGGAGCAACAGAAAUGUAACCCUUCUGAGCUGGGAUUCGUCUACUCGACAGAUCGCACACAAUUCUUUGGCGCCCGUCAGGUUGCUAGGGCAACCAUCAAGAAGAAGCAAUCGUCAACUGUACUUCACAUCGCCUACACUACCAAUAUUCGCACAUACGGAAAAAGUCAAACACAAGCUCGAUGGUAUGCCCUUAUUGAUGGACGAGAAUGCAGCAGUCCAAACAAAGUGGACAUGGUGCAAAACCGUAACAAUAAUGCACCGGUGACUUACAGUCCAGCUCAUCUGGAGGGUAUAUGCAGAAGAAUCGGUUCUGGAAACAUCGCAGCUGGAUACCAUACUAUAACUAUCGACGCUGGACCACGUUAUCAACAUUUCGAUGCAUUAACUGGCUACGAUUCUACAUCCACACUGCAAGUUCGUGAAAUUUGUGCCUAGUAUGAUAUGCUACCGAUGAAUCAACCUCCUUUAUAUAUCAUGUGGAUAUUGUUUGGAAUACAUUCGACUCCUAGGCUAUGCUCAAAUAAUCGUUUCAAUGUUUUCUAUUGGUACAAUACAUUGUACAGCGUACA